Molecule: messenger RNA, 612 nt
Organism: Medicago truncatula (barrel medic)
Lineage: Eukaryota; Viridiplantae; Streptophyta; Magnoliopsida; Fabales; Fabaceae
Product: histone H3.3
Exons: 1
Coding region: 32-442 (136 amino acids)
Cellular component (GO): nucleosome
Molecular function (GO): DNA binding; protein heterodimerization activity; structural constituent of chromatin
Source: RefSeq, a predicted model, not a curated record
CUUCUAAAUAUUUUCUUCUUUUUUCGAUUCAAUGGCGCGUACAAAGCAAACUGCUCGCAGAUCCACCCUUGGUAAGGCACCAAGGAAGCAACUCGCCACAAAGGCUGCUCGAAAAUCUGUGCCAACAACCGGCGGAAUCAAGAAGCCUCAUCGUUAUCGUCCUGGAACAGUUGCUCUUCGUGAGAUACGUAAGUAUCAGAAGGGUACCGAACUUUUGAUUCGUAAACUUCCAUUCCAGCGUCUUGUUCGUGAAAUUGCUCAGAAUUUCAAGACAGAUUUGAGAUUCCAGAGCCAUGCAGUUCUCGCACUUCAGGAAGCAGUGGAAGCUUAUUUGGUUGGUUUGUUUGAGGAUACCAAUUUGUGUGCAAUUCAUGCUAAGAGGAUCACCGUUAUGGUGAAGGAUAUUCAACUUGCUCGUCGUAUCCGUGGUGAACGAGCUUAGGGUUAUAGACUAGUUACUAUUCUGGUAUUGGAAUGAUUUCAGGGUUUUGAUUUAGUUUUUUUUUUUUAUCAGUUAUCUUUUAUGCUUCCGUAACCAUGGUGAUCAUGUUUAGGGUUACAUAUUCUUAUCAGUUUUUCCUUUCUCUGCAAAUUAUUCCACUUAAAUAAUUU